Petromyzon marinus (sea lamprey) is the source of this 6434-nucleotide messenger RNA. RefSeq names its product phosphatase domain containing paladin 1 (gene PALD1). NCBI's taxonomy places the organism in Eukaryota, Metazoa, Chordata, Hyperoartia, Petromyzontiformes, Petromyzontidae. The record is from RefSeq and is a predicted model, not a curated record.
GCUUCUCACGACGAUGAUGCUGAUGAUGCUGCUCGUCGACGUUAAUGGUGGCGUGUGCGUGCGUGCGCGCGCGCGCUGGGUGUCGGACGGGAGCCGAAGGAAGUUGCGUAGGGGGGAAUGGAUGUUGGAGUGAGGAGCAGGAAGGAGGCCCAUAAGCGUCUGGAUUUUUUGCGCGAUGCAACAACGUUCAGUAUAUAACCCGCUGCCACCCCCGAUCCCCGCUGUCUCCCGCCGUCCUAUCGAGCUGUGAAUGUGGCGAGAGGAGCAGGCGGGUGUGUGCCCCCCUCCACCCCACCACCCCGUACGGUACCUGCUUUGGUACCCGCGCUGGGGCACGACGUGGAAUACGCUGGAGGGGCCUGUUCAGGGAGCCAUGGGCACAACGGUAAGCCACGGUGGGGCUGCACCCACCUUUGGCAGCCUGCACACUACCAACGCGAACGGGUCGGCCAACAGCACGCCCAGCCUGCACUCCAUACCCACGCUGUAUCACCACACCAGCCGUGCCAAGUCCGUCAUCACCAACAAGGUGGCGCCUGUCUUCAUCACAUUCAACUGUCGAGAGGAAUAUCAGAUACACGAGGACGUGAUGAAGCCCGAGUACAGGAUGGGGAGAAUCAAUGACUCGCUCCCCGAGCAUUUCCUCAUCCAGGGCAAGUUCUUCCUUGUGUGCGACCUGUACCGUGGAGCGGAUGUGCUCAGCACCACGGGUCCUGUCGGAGCACCAAACUUCCGACAGACGUCCGGAGACCUGCCCGUGUACGGCAUGGGCCAGCCCAGCUUGGCCGGCUUCCAGCAAGCGCUGCGCACCCUGCAGGACAGGGGUCACCAGGAGGUCGUGUGCUUUAACCUUCGGGAGGAGCCAGUGGUGUUCCUAAGACAGGGAGAAGAUUUUGUGCCGUACACUCCGCGCGACCCCGAAAAUCUUCACGAAAACCUGCACGGGUUGGGAGCGGAGCAUAUGCAGGGUUCAGGACGCUUCUCGGAAUCUCUGGAGGUGAUCAUACGGAGAGAGCUGGUAGAUUUUGCACGCUUGAAGGACGGGACCUACUUCGUCUACGAGGACAUCGAGCGUUUCGCGGACGAACCGCACGCGCAGUCCGUGCACAGCGAGGAAGAGGUGUGCGUCUCGGAGGAGGUGUACCGCCGGCCGGCGUUCUCCCCCUCCUACCCCCCAUACAGGUAUAAGAGGCUGCCACUACCGGCCGACGGGGCGCCAGACGAAACCCAGUUCGACGCGUUUGUCGCUGUACUUCGGGAGAGCACAGCACUGAUGGACCACGCCAGGCCGCUCCCAGCGCUGCUGUGUAACUGCCAAGUUGGGGUUGGGCGAACCAACCUGGCCAUGAUAAUUGGCUCCCUGCUGCUCGCUCGCUGCAGGCACCAGCCUCCCGUCGAGAACUCAGGGAAGAGGCCGCAGAGUGUUGGAGGAGUUGGAACAUUCAAAAUAAUACAAAACUUCAUCAACAUGAUGCCAAACGGGCAGAAAAUCGUAGAAGAGGUGGAUGAAGCGAUUCUGUGUUGCUCCGAGAUGCACAACAUCAAAGACUCGAUCCAGCUGUACAAGGGCAAGCUGGAGGCCGUUCGUGAGGACUACCAGAUACAGGGCAGCAGUGCCCGAGAAUACUUCCUGAAACGUGCCGUGCAGAGCCUGGAGUGCUACUUCUACCUCCUGGCCUUCAACGCCUACCUCCACCAGCAGGUGUCCUCGAUGUUCUCGGUUCCGUUCAGCGCGUGGAUGCGCAAGAACCCCGGCCUCUACCGGCUGCUGGCCCAGACCAACGUGUCCGAAUUGAGCGCCCCGCCAGACCUCGUCACCAAGGGCUCCCGCGUGCUGGUGUCGGACGAGCACGUCUCUCUGGACGUGAUGAGCACCUCGCGCGACAUGCGAGUGGCGAAUUUCCGCCGAGUGCCCAAGCAGCCCAUCUUCGGCAUGGCGCAACCCAACUCGGAGGGUCUGUCCCACAUGCUGUCGCACCUGAUGGACACGAGGAGGAACUUCGGGCUGGUGCUGUGGGUGAGCCUGCGCGACGAGGUGGUGCUGGAGGUAAACGGGGCCAUGUGCACGCCCCGCGAGAGCACCACGCCCGACCAGCGCAUCGGCGUUCCCACCACCUCCCCUCAGCAGCUGGAGAUGCUGGAGGCUGCGAUGAGCACCGAGCUCCUCGGCUGUCAGAAGUGGCUGGAGCUGCGGCAGGACGGGGAGCGGCAGCUGAAGCCGGUGAAGACUUGUCUGGGGCAGGCGGAGGUGGCGCGCCAGCAGGCGGCGCUCUUCCCGCUGCUGCGCUACGCCCGCGUGCCGCUGGCCAGCUCCGCCUGCCUCACCGAGCAGGACCUGGAUCGGCUGAUGGGUGCGGUGCGCGGGUGCCUGGCGGAGAGCUCGAGCCCGGCGAUCGUGUUCAGCUGCCACGACGGGAAGGGCCGGACGACCACGGCCAUGGUGGUGGCCCUCCUCCUGCUGUGGCACAUCAACGGCUUUCCUGCGGAGAACGAGGACGAGAUGGUCAGCGUGCCGAACGCCAAGUACACCAAAGGAGAAUUUGAGGUGGUGCAGGCAGUGGUGCGGCUGCUGCCCCAGGGGCAGUCUCGCAAGCGCCAAGUGGACCUGGCGCUGGACUCUGUGAGCGAGACCAUGACCCCCAUGCACUACCACCUGCGCGAAGCCAUCAUCUGCACGCACCGCCAGAUGAAGGUGGGGAAGUGCGCUGAAGAGAACAACGUGUUACGCGUGCGCAGCCUGCAGUACCUGGAGAGGUACAUCUUCCUCAUCCUCUUCAACGCCUACCUGCACCUGGAGAAGCCCCAGUCCUGGGAGAGGCCCUUCAGCCAGUGGAUGGUGGAGGUGGCGGGCCGUGCGGGCGUGUACGAUGUGCUCGACCGCCUGGGCUUCCCGGAGUUCGAGGACCCCGAGCUGACGCCCCUGUGCAGACUGCGUCACCGCUGGCUGCAGCCGCCGCCCUCGUCGCUGCCGUUCCGCGGGGAGCUGCUCUGACGGCGGAGACGCCAGAAUCCCCCCGCGGAGCCGCUACGUCCGGCCUCGUGCUCGCUCGGCACGCGCGUGCAUGGCAGUCGUUCGUGCGGACGCGCCCGCCCGCCCGCCCGCCCCCCCCCCCCCCCCUCGUUCUCCAUUCACUGUCGUACGCGCCACUUCACGGGGAUCGGUAACGCCGCGUUGUAUUUUUGUUUCUUGUUACGUAAGGGCAGCACGAGCCGACCCCAUGCAACAAUGGGAUUUCUGGCUUCGAGGAACGAGGUGCAGUCAUCGUGGCAUUAAAGCCAAUUCGACGUUUAUGGAUUUGAGGGUGGGACCUAUGACUGGAUCGCCCAGAAUGCACCGCAUCCCAACAGAUCUCGGAAGCCAGGUAGCAAUUCGAGCCUGGAUCGUGCUUGCACCUCCGAUUAGCGUGGUUGAGCUACUCACGGUGCAAAAUAAGUUAAUCGCACGUACGUACGCACGAACGGGCAACCGCCGAGUGUGAACAGCAGCUCGCCGGGCUCCGGGCUGCGUCUUGGCCAGCAGAGGGCAGUGCAGUGGAAUCCAGUGUUGCAUUUCUAUGCUCCACCGGGCCUCCCCAACCAACACCAGGCAGCGUGGUGAAGUUUGGCCCAAAUAACCUUCACGACCCGCACGGCCGUGGAGAGCCCCUCAUCCAGCAGUGGAUGGACAAACCCGCUGUACGUGUGUGCAUUGGCUUGAGAUUUUUUUUUUUUUUUGCAACACAAGGAAGGGUAGUUACUUUUACAUCUUUUUUUUGUGAACGUGAAGUGUAUAGUGACAGUGAACGGAGGUCGCACUGAGUGAAAUGUGGGUCUGUGUUUAGUGGGUUCGCAUUGUUUCGUCUUGCAGGGCCACGCUGCCACGGGGCUGUUCUUCUCUCUUAAUCGGUGACAAUCUUCCAAAAAUGCACAAAUUGGGAAAGAGGAAAGAUGUAGGGCGCUCGUUCCACUUUUUCUUUCCCCACCACUCGCGGUCUCCCGCGUACCGUGCUGUUACUCCAUAAUGUAUUGCGUGCUGUUAAGUGCGUGGCUGCGUGCUGUUAAAGUCUCCGGUAACUGCGCACCAUUUAUCCCUCGGUGAUUUGUGCAGCAUUUAAGCGAAUCCCGCUGCCCUGCUUUUGAGAUCACCCGUCGUAUGAUAUGUAGCGAGGUGAGUGAGUGCUAUUCACAGCGGAUUGCAGACUCUGUUUGCGACACGCACGCGCCAUCAUAGAGAACGGGUGGGUUGUGUUCACCGUGUUGACAGCCUAUCGCUCGAAGGUCGGCAUGCUCAUAGGCAGAAACAAACGUUCCCCGUCCAUUAAGAACGAGGCAGACCUUUGCUGCGACACACUUCCACGUGAAAUGCUGUCCUACCACACGACACUAAUAUUAUCAUUGGUUUGUAAAACACGCACCUAGUUUACUCUGAGCACAUGCCCAGGAGUGAUGAGCGGUUGGGGGGGGGGUAUAGGUAAGGCACACCGUGGCACUAGUGUGUGACCAGACUCGAUACGGUCUCGGGACGUGACGCAUUUGCUUCUGGAAGUGUGUUGUUGGACUCCCAUGCAGCAGUGACACAAAAGCAGGGAGAUAUCGAUUGCGUGACUGGUGGACUGCGAGGAGUAUGAUGAUGCGACCUUGAGUCGGCUAUCAUGAGUCUGCUUCUAAUUCUCACUCAUGAAGCCAGGAUUUCAUUUCUUCGUGGUUUAUUGGAAACACCCCUUGCAUUAGCUACAGGACAGACAGCACCAUGCACGCUUUGCGAGUGUAUGCAGGAUGCUAACGUAGGCCUUGUAACAAAUAUGGAGUAGUCGUGUGUGGUUACGUGAGAAUUUUCAGCUCAGACCUGCAAAGUAGAUUGUUGUAUUCGCCUAAUCGUAGAUGUCGGCAUAUUAAGAGUGGCCGUUGUAUUAAAUAUCCUCAUGUUGAAAUUCGGGAGGAAUUUGUCUUUAAGUGUAGCGUCUUGUCCCGAGCAGUCGUCUCUGGCAGAGCACAGCCACGUGAUGACGCAUCGCUCUCGAUGACCACUUCAAACAUUGUGACGGAAUCGCUGCACCUCGCCUGGAAAAAUGCCACGACCUUGCCCAUUCAUGGGGAUAAUUAACCCGUGGCAUUACGGGUGCCUGUGUCACAGACUGCUGAGAUUUUGGGUUUAAGUCCUGUGCACUCGCUCGAGAUAAAACUAGAGAAAGUUUAAUGCUCUGAAAUGAAAUAGCCAGUGGACUGCAUGCAAAUAUGGUAAAAGCAUAAGCGUUUGUAUUUUGCACUUGCAUUGGUUCAGCUCAGCUUUUAGGAUUCAUCAUAUAUCCCAGGUAAAGAGAGCACAGUUCUCGUGAUUGUAUCACAUGAAUCAUAGAAGCUUGAUAAAUCAAGAUUUUGCCUGUGACGUCACGCAAGUGUUGUUCUGUUGGGGCGUUCUAAACAGGGAUUAAAUUCUCUCGGAAUAUUUCCAGGUUCUCAAGCCACUCCACCCCUCCCUUUCCCAACCCCAUCCCCGCAGCCCCCCCAUCCCCCCAUCCCUUAGACCCUGGAAAUAUUUUCUGGAGCUCUGCCCCGGUUGAAAUUAAGCCCCGAUUCCAAAAGUAAAAAAAACUAAUUUCCAUGUGCUUAGAUGCCUACAGCACACGCUUAAUAUAAUUGGGCAAAAUGUAAAUAUACAAAUGAAAUGUGCAGCCAUUGGGGAGCUGAGGAGGAGAUCCUGGGGUGCCCUUGCCAAGCCCUUGAUGUGCGGUUCCUCUCUUAUCGGAACGAUCAGCGUAGAGUCUGGGAUUGGCUGGGAGGAUGUCGGAGGCGCUCGCUAAUUCCCCGAGUGGCGAGGGUUAAUUACCGUGGCCUUGGUUUGUCUCCCGGAAGUCCCAGCAAGGCGGGGUGCAUCCAUUUGAAAAUAAAUCACAAAAUGGUCAGAUCGUUGGGUAUAAUUCUGUAAAAAAAAAUUGUGAUUCUGGAGGUAGGGCUGGACUUAAUAGGUCAUGGGUGGCAUUUCGUCUGCUUCUGUACGAGCCCUGUUGCUUUGUACGCCCUGACCUCUGGCUCCACUUGGCCUCUUUUUCCCUCUGCUCUGAAAAUGACCUCGUUUUUUGUUCUUACAAGUAUAAUGCACACCGUGAAAAUGUAAAAUGUUUACAAUUUUUUGUGGGUGACAAAGAUGUUUUUUUUUGUCUGCUGUUAACUCAACUUUUGAGCUCAUCUUUUGUGACUUGCAUCUUUCCAGAAUGUUGUGAACACCAAUGGUGGUAUAUAAACAGUUCCCUAUUCCUUAUGAGACUUGCAAAUGUUUAACGUUGUUUACGUGUGUUGAGACAGGAAUUGUAAUUUGCAUGUCGACUUGAAUUUGUUUUCCCCACGAGGCAUUUUUUUAAAAGUCCUUUACUGUCCCUAAAGUAGAAAAUAAACAGUUUUUGUAUUUUAUGUUAAUGGAAGCAUCCACUUAAGCAUAUUAAACUGUGACCACACAA